Molecule: messenger RNA, 1529 nt
Organism: Bufo bufo (common toad)
Lineage: Eukaryota; Metazoa; Chordata; Amphibia; Anura; Bufonidae
Gene: NUDT17
Product: nudix hydrolase 17
Exons: 8
Coding region: 116-1048 (310 amino acids)
Biological process (GO): NAD+ catabolic process; NADP+ catabolic process
Cellular component (GO): cytosol
Molecular function (GO): NADH pyrophosphatase activity
Source: RefSeq, a predicted model, not a curated record
GUUCCAUAGAUCAUGUGGAUGGAGGGAGAUUUCCAGGUGCAUUAUAUAACACCUAACCGCUCAGGUAGCGCCCCCGGCUGGUGUCUCUGGAUAUAAUCUCGGCACAUGUGGGGCUAUGAGCGUUGAUAUAAUUUCAUCGGCCAAGAUGGAGUCUGCGAAGCGUGUUCUGGUGUAUCUGACCAAAGAGACUUCGCUGCUUCAAUGUGCGAGGUUUGUGCAGGGCGUCACCGGGCACUUUGCCCCCGAGGAUCAGGACCGGGUGAUGGUGAACUGCGGCCUGGAUCACAAUCGGUUCAUCAUUUCGGAUCGGCCGUUCAGCGGCUCCAGGAAGGCGGAGUUACAGAGGCCGGCCUUCUGUCCGAUAAAAAACCUAACCACGGACCAAGUGGCAUCUCUGCCGGAGGAGAUAAGGGGCCGCGGCGUGGAUGUGGGGGUUGCCAUCUUGUUGCAGUCCGUCAAUAAAAGGAUUCUUCUGACCAGACGCUCCAAGGAGCUGCACAUCUUCCCCAACGUCUGGGUGCCGCCAGGAGGUCACAUGGAGGACGGAGAACAGCUCAUUAAUGCCGGCCUGCGAGAACUUCAGGAGGAGACGGGGUUAAAUCUGCAAGACGCCAACCUCCCCUGGAGCAUUCUGGGAUUGUGGGAGUCAGUGUUCCCACCAAUGCUGAGCCGUGGCCUGCCCACACGCCAUCAUAUUGUCACUUACCUGCUGGUGUCAUCCAAUGAAACCCACCAAGAGCUGCAGGAGAAACUCCAGCCAGAUGAGCGGGAGGUGAGCGCCUGCGCGUGGCUGGAUCGGGAGAUCGCAGAGCAGAUCGUGACCGCCGCAGAAGGAGAAAAGGAUUCUGGGAGGAGAAGUACUGGUCUGCAGACUCCAAUAACCAUCACAGAAGUCAGCGGUCGAUCACUGACACAGAAAGACCUCGCCCUGUCUACACUUCUUAAUACGGCCCCUAUAGAGGGUGAGGAUACGGAACGCGUGAGCACCGGUACAAAGUACGCGCUGGAGCUGUGGCUGCAAACUGUACGCCGAGAGGAAGUUCCCUAGAGGUCCUUUACUCUAUUGCACUUUCAAUACUAUCAGUAUAGAGGCCUUGGAAGACACGACAGGACACAGCGCCCCCAGAGGCUGCGGCAGACAUGACAGGACAAGCACUGAAUAAAUAAAAGGGGUUUAUUCCCGUUUAAAAAGAUUUUUGUUGCCUUUCUUUUGGCCUUGGAAGAUGUCGCCUGCACCAGCUCUACCUCAGUGCGUACGAAGAACAGACUAAAUACAGAUAAGUCAUAGAUUUAAAUACAUAAAUAUGCAGAUGACGGUGAUGCCGCUACUACCGCCGCAUUAACCCUCCAGCACCAGGAAGGAUAUCUGGAAUAUUCCUUGGUGGGAGGGGUACGUGACCUUCAUACAGAACAGGGUCUGGUCUUUGGAGUUUGUUUAAGUAAAAAAACAAAAAACGGAAAAUAUAUCAUUGUCUAUUGGCGUUUAUCUCUGUACAGCGCUAGGAGGAGGCGGCAGCAGUGAGCGUACG